Sorghum bicolor (sorghum) is the source of this 2412-nucleotide messenger RNA. RefSeq names its product malonyl-coenzyme A:anthocyanin 3-O-glucoside-6''-O-malonyltransferase. NCBI's taxonomy places the organism in Eukaryota, Viridiplantae, Streptophyta, Magnoliopsida, Poales, Poaceae. The coding region runs from base 747 to 2156 and encodes 469 amino acids. The record is from RefSeq and is a predicted model, not a curated record. The transcript has a single exon.
GGGCCUUAUUGGAGCACGGAUGCGCACAGUACCUGCAGCCCUUCGUGUAAUCAAGUGGGUGGCUGAAAGGACAUGUAGCUUCCAAAUCAUAAGCCAGAGAACAGAGAUGCUUAACAGAAAUUUUGACAAUGCUGUCAUUGGAUGCCUGUUUGGCUGUUUGACAGAGACACAAGGGCCGGCGACACCCACCCCAUCUGUUCAGAUCAACACUGCAGAUGCCUCGUUACCUGAUGAGUGCGCAAAUACCGGAUUUGGUAGUACUUCUCUUUAGGAAUUAUGACUGAUCUCAUUGUGGUGUGACUGCACUAAAUUCUUCAAAAUUACUUUUUUUUUCAAUCCCAUUCACUGGGCUGUCAUCAGGUUAAUUUCUUUGAAGUCUGAACACAGAUUUCCCUGCUGUCAUCAGAAGCCUUUUGCCUGUGCUGUGCAGGAGAUUGGCUACUGUUUACUGCAGCAGAAAUUGUCAGUCUGCCACUGUCUUUCUGCCUGUACCAUUCCUUCCUUCCUCAAGAGAAGCGAAGCAGCAGACAGGCAGACAUGUUUUGUUCGGUGACAUUUCCAUCCCACCACCAGCACCAGCAGGUCGUCUUCUUUCUAGUGCUUGCUUGUGUUUGGUGGAUCUGAAUCACCAUUCCGAUCUGCUCACCACCUCCCGGCCUCUCCUCCCCGGAACGAGAUCCUCUCUCCCUGCUGCUGUGCGGCUCCAGCUCCAAGCGCGGGAGAGGGGGCCGCAUCUCCAGUUCCCCAUGGCCGCCGCCACCAAGGUUCUUGACAGGCUCAAGGUGGGGGCUUCACCUCCGGCGCCCGGCGGCGCGCUCCCGCUCACCUUCUUCGACGUGCCCUGGCUCUUCACGGGCCCCGUGGAGCGGGUCUUCUUCUACCACUACGCGCACACGGCGGAACACUUCGCCGCCCACCUCCUGCCGUCCCUGGUCUCCUCCCUCUCCGCCACGCUGCACGCGUUCUACCCGCUGCUCGGCCGCGUCCGGCCGUGCCCGGACGGGAGCAGCGGCGGGUACGAGUUCUUCUGCUCCGCGGGCGGGGAGGGCGGCGAGGCCGUCGAGCUCACCGUCGCCGAGAGCUCCGACGACUUCGACGAGCUCGCCGGCGGCGGCCCGAGGGACGUCGCCCGGCUGUACGCCCUGGUGCCGCGGCUCCCGCCGCCGGAGGUCGACGGGUCCUUCGCCCUCGCGGCGGCGCAGGUCACCGUGUUCCCCGCCUGCGGGGUCGCCGUCGGCGUUUCCAUCCACCACGUGGCCUGCGAUGACUCCAGCUACAUGCACUUCGUCAAGACCUGGGCCGCCCGGUGCCGGGUGGCCGUCACCGGCGCGGACGCGGACGCGGACGCGGUGCCGGUCCCUUUCUUCGACCGUGGCGUGGUCGCCGACCCCGAGGGCCUCGCGGCCAGGACGCUCGACGAAAUGCGCCAGCUGGCGGCCAACGGCCCGCCUCCGCCUCCGCCGGCGGCGCCAGCAGGCCCGCCGCCGAAGCUGGUCAUCGCGUCGUUCGCGCUCACCCGCGACCGCAUCGACGGACUGAAGCAGCGCGUGACCUCCAAGUUCGCGGACGGCGGCGGCACGGAGCGCGUCCACUGCUCGGCGUUCACGGUGGCGUGCGCACUGGCGUGGGCCUGCCUGGCGCGCACGGGCAGCGGCGGUGACGAGCGGCCCCGCGCGCACCUGCUGUUCUCGGUGGAGUGCCGGCGCCGCCUGGCGCCGCCGAUCCCGCAGGAGUACCUGGGCAACUGCCUCCGGCCGUGCUUCGUGGAGGUGGGCGCGACCGAGCUGCUUGGGGGCGACGGCGUGGCAGCAGCAGCCGCCGCGAUCGGCGCGGCCGUCGCGGGGCUCGACGGCGGCGUGCUGGACGGCGCCGGCGGGUGGUUCCACAAGAUCCUGUCGCUGGUCCCGGAGCGGCCGAUGUCGGUGGGCGGGUCCCCGAGGUACGGCGUGUACGAGACCGACUUCGGGCUGGGUCGGCCGGCCAAGGUGGAGCUGGUGUCCAUCGACAAGACGCCCGGCACGGUGUCCCUGGCGGAGGGCCGCGACGCCGACGGCGCGCAGGCCGCCGGGGUGGAGAUCGGCGUCGUGCUGCCGGAGGCCGAAAUGGCCCGCUUCAGCUCCUGCUUCGCCGACGCGUUGGAGGAGCUCUGCGACUGAGCUGUGCAGCAUGGACGACGGCGGCUGCUCCGUUGACGACAAGCGAUGAAUUGGUGGUGGUUUAAGGUGUAGUAACAAAAUAUAUAGAAAGAGAGAUGAUCCGAAGUGUAUAUUUGAGGGAGAGAUGGAUACAUAUAUUUCAUAUUUUUGUGGAGUAAAUUUCAUAAUGUGCGAGAAUAUUAAGAGUGUGACUGAUAUUGUUGGAUUGAUUAUUUAUCUUAGAAGUAAAGAGCCGAAUAUGACUGAUAUUUUAAAA